AUGCCGCAAAAAAUUUCUAUUAAAGAUGAUACACUGUAUCGGUGGUUAUCUCAGUUAAAAAAAUCCAAAAAUUUAAAGCAACGAUGUCGUCCAGAACGCUCAAAGGUUUUAAGUCUAAAAAAGCAGCAUCACCUUGGUUAG
This is a messenger RNA of Funneliformis caledonium, 141 nucleotides long. The record is from the annotation of a GenBank genome assembly. NCBI's taxonomy places the organism in Eukaryota, Fungi, Glomeromycota, Glomeromycetes, Glomerales, Glomeraceae.